AUGGACGUGGUGCACCGGAAAGUGACCUGGUCGGUGCCAGACGGACGCGCUGCCGCCCUCCCUGGCCUGGACGGCGUACUCCGUGGGCCUGCUCGUCGUCAUGAUCCCCCUCAGCAUCCUCGCGCUGUACGAGCGGAGCAUCAAGGUACUGGCGGACGCGUCUCAUCACCAGCGUGGGGGCGUCCCGGCUGGGUUGGCGACGAGCUGCACUCGUCCGCGCUGUUGCAGCAGCUCGGGGUGCACUUGGUGUCCAAGACGGACAGCUUCGUGAGCGCGGGCGACGUCUUCCUGGUCACCCUGAGCAGCAGCGUGGCCGUCACGCAGGCCUGCCUCUCCCGCCACUCCGUCGUGGACUGGGUGACGCAGCUGCACACGGUGGACGGGCUGCUGCGCUGUGACUGCCCCCGCGUGCCGCGCGUGCUGCUGGCCUGGCUGCUGGCCCUGGUGCUGCUGGGGCUGCUCGACGUGCUGUACGUGGUCCUGCAGUCGGGGGCCUCCUUCGCCGUGCUCUACGUGCCCAACCUGCUCAACUACUUCAGCGCCUACCUCAUGGAGGCCCUGUUCGCCGACAACGCCCACAGCGUGUUCGUGCGUUUCCGCACUCUGAACGCGCGCCUGUGGUCCGCGCUGCAGGCAGUGGGGCGCCGACAGGGCCGGCAGCCAGGUAUGCACGGGUACGGCUGGGUACGGCACGCCCCGCGCCGCUACCCCGCGCGCGGAGUCUCCACCGCCUGGGGUAGCGACGGGCCAGCAGGCUACAGAUUCCGAGUAGUUUGGUCUCUCUGUCUCUGUCGCACUCACGGGGCAUCCCGUAGCGGCGCGAGAGAGGCAGAGCGACGUGAAGCGCCUUUGGCAGACGAUCACGUGUGGUCUAGCCCUUAAUGGUAAUGGUAACGA
Thrips palmi is the source of this 897-nucleotide messenger RNA. RefSeq lists its product as uncharacterized. The record is from RefSeq and is a predicted model, not a curated record. Lineage: Eukaryota; Metazoa; Arthropoda; Insecta; Thysanoptera; Thripidae. Bases 1 to 882 code for a protein of 293 amino acids. The transcript has 3 exons.